AUGCGCAAUUUAUCGACACUCGCGUGGCGAGUGUACGAUGCGCCAACGAAGCCGUGGCACGGCGUCGUGGCAGACACGGAGGGAGAUGACUCUGUGUAUGUCAUGCGGGUAGAGAGGCGCGACGGUGUAUCGCAGCUUACGUUGGCACAUAUCACGCCAACUGGCACAGAAGAACUCGCCGUUUUGGAGGUGGCGUCCGCCCCGCCUCAUGUGCCCGACGUCGCAGAUUUCCGCCUGCUUGCCGAUGGAGGAUCGAGCGUGAAUCAUAUGCCGGCUAUUUGUGUGAUUGGAAGCGGUGGUGAUAUCGUGUUGAUGCCUGUGGACGAAGAGGCCAGUGCACCUGCCGAGGUGGUGGGCUCUGUGGACCAGGGCAUCUUGGCGGCGGCAUGGAGUCCUGAAGAAGACGUGCUCGUGCUCAUUACAGGCGGUGAAAAGCGGCUCAUCGUGAUGACGCGUGAAUUCGAGGUCAUGAGCGAGACCAUGUUGUCUACCGAAGCGUUCGGUGAUGAUCAGCCUGUGAACGUCGGCUGGGGCUCCAAGUCGACGCAAUUUCACGGAUCAGAGGGCAAGCAAGCCGCUAUGGCUGCUGCGAAUGCACCUGAGGAAAGCGAUCCCCGUGGUCCGCUUGUGCCGGAGGACGAUGGCCUUCCCCGCAUUUCAUGGCGUGGCGACGGCGCCUUUUUCGUCACGUCCAGUGCCGAGGCGUCCCAUGAUACCGUGCACCGCAUUCUUCGCACUUACACACGCACAGGCACGCUGAGUGCCACGUCGGAUCGAAGCGUGCGUGGCAUCUCGCACGUCCUGGCGUGUCGUCCUACCGGCAACUUGAUCGCGACGACGCAGCGCAUGGGCGGGCCAUGGGCGCCAGGUCGGCACGGGCGGCACGACGUGGUCUUUUUCGAGCGCAAUGGACUCCGUCACGGUGAGUUCUCGUUGCGCGAGGAACAUGGCAGUGUGCCCGACGUACCUGGUGUGUCGGCAGAGCCACUGCCCCCUUGGUCAUGCGAGCACCAGAUCCGCCUCGUAUCGUGGAAUGCGGAUGGCUCCGUCUUGGCAGUGGUGUUGCAGCGCGCUGGCCUGCAUGUGCUGCAGCUGUGGACGAGUGGUAACUACCAUUGGUACUUGAAGCACGAAUCUACGUACGAGCAUCUGCAUGCGAUGACAUGGCACCCGGAGCAGCCCCUUACGUGGUACGUGUCGCAUGCGCGCGUCGAAAAAAGAACCAUGUGCCUGGAGACUGCCUGCUCCCGUGGCAUGCCGCCGCAUGAUGCCGCGUGCGCCUCGGUCGUGGACGGCCACAUGCUGUACCUGACGCCGUUCCGCCUGCAAAAUGUACCGCCACCUAUGUGUGCCGUGGCGAUCGUCGACACGCCGCAGCACACAGUCCCGCAUGUACCGCCAGCGACGCCUGUGCAUGUGGCAUGGACCACACAGUCCGUGGAGGACCAAACAACCGACAUCGUCGCGAUCCUGUACCCUGAUGCUAGUGUUCACAUAUGGAGCAUUGCGUACGGCCCUCUUGGCGCCGCCCAUCCACGCCCACGCCCGCCGCUGAAGCCUCAGCGUGUAGCGACAUAUACGCGCCCUGAUGCGUCACAUGCGUAUCAAGUGGCUGUCACGCUGUGCGACCACGUCCCUCGUGUGGCUGUGCUGUGCAUGGAGGGCGAAAAUACGGCCCUGUGGACGCAAUGCGGCUCUGAUACCUCGUAUCAGCUGCUCGACGGCCAGGGCCCGUGGCGCUUAGUGUCUGUGCCCAACUCGACCUCGUUCGCCUUGCACGAUCACCGCGGUGAUGUCACCCUAUUUUCACCGACGCUCAAGCCGACGCCACUUGAUCCACUGCUGUCCUUCUGCCCCACGUUGCACAUACUCCCCGCAGAACAUGAGGGAACGUGGCAGGCGAUCGGCCUCACAUCUGAUGGUCGCCUCCUCGCACCCCAUCGUGUGCUGGCGAAAGAUGCCACCUCGUUCACAUGCACGGACCAUUUGCUGAUUUGGACGACGCACGCGCACGAGGCCAUGUUUGUGCCGCUCACAUGCCUCACAACCACGCCGCAGGUCUCGCAGCUGAGCCGCCGUGUUGAGCGGGGUAGUCGUAUUGUGACAGCGGUGCCCAGUGCCAUGUCGCUCGUUUUGCAAAUGCCGCGAGGCAAUUUGGAGACAACGUACCCGCGGCCUAUGGUGCUCGAUGUGAUUCGCGAUAGGCUGGAUCGCCUGGCGUUUGGUGAGGCUCUGCGUGUGAGUCGCGCGCACCGUGUCGACCUCAACUUGCUGCACGACCACUGCCCUACGGCCUUUUUGGAGCGUGUGCCAGAGAUUUUGGCGCAAAUUCACCAUGUCGACCACAUCAACUUGCUCUUGUCCAAUUUGCGAAACGAAGACGUAACGCAGUCGCUGUACCGCCCGUGGGAUGCGAGCACUCGUGCACCCAUGGCGCAUCUCGAUACGAAGGUGAAUCAGAUCUGUGAUCGGUUCCUCGAGGCUAUGCAGGCGGCAGAUGAGCGCUACUAUCUGUCGUCCAUUCUCACAGCGCACGUACGCAAAGUGCCUGCGGACUACGAAAGUGGACUGCGCGUACUGCUCAAAUACAUGCACACGGACAUGGCUCUCGCUGAAGAGGCGUGUAAGUACAUCAUUUUCCUCGUCAAUGCCGAUCAACUGUACCAUGUCGCCUUGGGCAUGUACGACUUUGAGCUGGCCCUGCUGAUCGCCCAACAGUCUCCGCGUGAUCCGCGAGAGUAUGUGCCAUUCCUGCGCGAGAUGCGUGCGAAGGAGCCGCUAGCGUACCAACGCUUUUGUAUGGACGAUUACUUAGGUCGCCAUGCCAAGGCACUCGCCUGGCUCGCCCAAGCUGGCAGUGAGCACACCGAAGCAGCUAUGUCGUACAUGGUCCAGCACAAGCUCUUUCGCGAAGGUCUUGUGGCAUGGGCCAAGGAUCCCGUAUUGCUGGCUGACGCAUAUGGCCGCUUCGCCGACUACCUCAGCUCACAUCAACGCCCAGCCGAAGCUGCGACUGCGUACGAGCUGGCCGGUCGUAUAGACGAGGCCUUGAACGCACACAAAGAAGCAGACCAGUGGCAGCGGGCCUUGACGCUGGCACUUGAACAGCGCAUGUCGGCGCAGGCUCUACUGCACUUGACGCGGGAGCUUGCUGAUCAGCUCGAGGAGCAGCACAAGUUCGAGCAGGCCGCACGUGUCCUACUUCGUAUACCCGACUUGGAGCGGGCCGUUGACCUGCUGUGCCGUGCGAACGCGUUUGUCGAUGCGCAGUAUGAAUGUGCGGUGCAUGCACGCUGGGAUCUGGUGGAAACGCAUGUGGCACCUGCGACUCUUGAGGCCCACAGCUCGCUGAUCGACGAGGCAGACGAAAUCGAAGAGCAGCUGUCCAAACAGGUCGCCCGCCUCUUUGAGCUAGACGCGAAGCGCACACACGAUCCAGCCGCCUUCUAUGUCGAAGACGAUCUACCCGGCAUGGACAAUAUCGAUGUCAUGAGCGACAUGUCGCAAGUGACACAGUUCACUCGGUACACUACCGCUACGAGUGUGGCGCCGUCCAUGUCGACCCUCUCACUUGGAUCCAAGUCGCGGCAGCGUGCCAAGGCCAAGAAGGAGGAAAAGAAAAAGAAUGCUGGCAAGAAAGGCAGCAUCUACGAAGAGGGAUACCUCCACGAAUCCCUGCAAAAACUCCUUCAUACACGUCUUGGCACUUUGCAGCAAGACACCAAGCGGCUGCUGCCCCUGCUUGUCACGCUGGGUGAAAAGCAUCGCAACGCAGCGCAGCGACUCCAAGACCGCUUACUUGCGCUUGAAGCGCAUGCGCACAAGGCCGUCGCUGACCUCACAGAGCGACACGCGCGCCAGGUCCAAGAGCGUGCCGAAAUGGCGCAGACACUCGCGACGCAAGUCACACAGCUCGCACAUGCGCCUGGUGCGCAGGCGGAAGCAGCUAGCGCCGUGCUCGCAACGGUGUGGCGCUGGCGGCACAUGCAGGAACCGCCCAAGGCCGUGCCGAGGGUAUCGAACGAGGCUUGGAAACUGCAUUUCCUCGAACGUGCCUAA
This is a messenger RNA of Malassezia restricta, 4059 nucleotides long. RefSeq names its product elongator complex protein 1. Gene Ontology annotation, cellular component: elongator holoenzyme complex; cytosol. The record is from RefSeq and is a predicted model, not a curated record. Gene Ontology annotation, molecular function: tRNA binding. Gene Ontology annotation, biological process: tRNA wobble base 5-methoxycarbonylmethyl-2-thiouridinylation. NCBI's taxonomy places the organism in Eukaryota, Fungi, Basidiomycota, Malasseziomycetes, Malasseziales, Malasseziaceae. The coding region runs from base 1 to 4059 and encodes 1352 amino acids. The transcript has a single exon.